This is a messenger RNA of Theobroma cacao (cacao), 1653 nucleotides long. RefSeq lists its product as uncharacterized. Lineage: Eukaryota; Viridiplantae; Streptophyta; Magnoliopsida; Malvales; Malvaceae. The record is from RefSeq and is a predicted model, not a curated record.
ACCAAAGAAAUAAAAGUAAGACUCCUUUUUUUCUCUUUUUUGGUUAGAGGGGAAAGAAGUUUCGAGUUUGUUACGUUUGAAACAGUGUCUUGUCUGUUCAAUCUCCAGUUAUCUAGUACUUUCCAAGUUCCCUCCUCACCCUCUCCCUCUCUCUCUCUCUCUCUGUUUUGUUUUUGAAUCCAAAGCUGUUAAAACCUCCACAUUGCAUACAUUUGCCAAUCUGUUUGUAUAUAUAUUCUAUGGUUUUUCGUAGAUGGAAUAAGGAAAACAUAUGCCUGGUUUCUAACUUGUUUUCUGUGCAUCGGAUCUGGGGUCUUCUUGCUUUCUGUCCAAGAGGCUGAUGCUUGAUCAUUGGGAGAAGCUGACCAAAUAAAAGUAGAUUGAGAUUGUGGGAGUGCGUUGUGAUCGAUUGGAUGGCUCAUAGGGAUAAAGAUUUCGAACUUGACCUUGAAAAUGGAGUAGCUGUUAGUGAAGAAGAAAAUUAUAGUAGAAGCCCUGUUUCAGGUGUUAAAAAGAAGGCACAGCUGUUGCUUGCUAAGGUUAAAGGGAGUUUCGCGGAGGGGUCAGAUGAUAGAGUAUCCUUGUCUGGUGAUGCUUCAAAUUCUGGUAGGGUAUAUGUGGAGAAUGUGCAGGUGGUGACAAGCAUGAAUAUGGAGGGACAAGACAGUAAAGAUACUAAGGAGAUGAAAUCAGUGAAGGAGAAACGUAAAAGCUUGAGUAAUAAAAAACCUCCUAAACCUCCUAGGCCUCCAAGAGCUCCAUCACUGGAUGCGGCUGACCAGAAGUUAAUUAGGGAGAUAGCAGAACUUGCCCGGUUGAAGCGUGCAAGAAUUGAGCGGAUGAAAGCUUUGAAGAAGAUGAAAGCUGCUAAGGCAACAUCUUCUAACAGCAACAUGUUUGCCAUGGUGUUUACCAUCAUCUUUUGUCUUGUUUUUAUUUUUCAAGGAAUGUCAUCCAGAGGUACAGUGGCAAGUCUUCAAGGAUAUCCUGUGCCAGCAGGACUAGUGGAGGGAGGUCUAAUUUCAGUUCAGUUCUUUGGGAAUCCAUCUCCAAGCAUUCCCAAUCAACCUGACUCCCGGUCUCCCGGUUUAGUGGAGCAGGUUGCCGGUUCAGAAGAUCAGGAAAAGCUGAGAAGAUUUGCUGGAUAAAAUAAAAUGUUGUUUGAAUGCAAAGGUUCUAUCUGUGGCUAUAGAUACAAAUCUUUGCGGUUCACAACUUCCCUUCCCUUCGAAGCCAUUUCGCCGGACCCUUUUUUGCAUUCACGGCCUUCAAUCUUUACACUUUGAGUUUGCUGGUAAUUUAUCCCGUGCAUGUAAAUGCUAUUUGAAGUUGGGGGUGAGCUAAAUUACCGUGUAAAUUUUUGGUGGCUUUUGGCCAUGGUCUCAAUAAUUAGCCUGGACAACAACUUUACCUGGUCAGCUUAUGUUGUGGGAUCAUGUAUUCUCUAUAAAGAUAUCCCAUUAAAGAGACUCAGAAUUCAAAUUUCUCCCCAGAUGGCACGGCAAGAUUUAUGCAGCCAGUUAUUUUUUUUCCUCUUAUACAUCAUGUUCAUUAAAAUAUGCUGUAAGAAAUUCCUAGAUUCAUGAGAACUAUGUGAUUUCAAAAUAAUAGUUUAAUAACAAUGUUCUUGUUGGAUGAUCUGACUCCAAAAUA